Molecule: messenger RNA, 1283 nt
Organism: Callorhinus ursinus (northern fur seal)
Lineage: Eukaryota; Metazoa; Chordata; Mammalia; Carnivora; Otariidae
Gene: SGPP2
Product: sphingosine-1-phosphate phosphatase 2
Biological process (GO): sphingosine metabolic process
Cellular component (GO): endoplasmic reticulum membrane
Molecular function (GO): sphingosine-1-phosphate phosphatase activity
Source: RefSeq, a predicted model, not a curated record
AUGGCCGAGCUGCUGCGGAGCCUGCAGGAUUCCCAGCUCGUCGCCCGCUUCCAGCGCCGCUGCGGGCUCUUCCCGGCGCUGGAUGAAGGCCCGCGCGAGAACGGCGCGGCGCGGGGGCUCGCGCAGCUCCCUGCAGCCAACGGCAAGGGCGGCCGGGGGCCGGCCAACGGGCUGCGGAGAAUCGCGGCCCCGCAGGCUUAUGUACAGAAGUACAUUGUGAAGAAUUAUUUCUACUAUUACCUAUUCCGAUUUUCCGCCGCUCUGGGUCAAGAAGUCUUCUACAUCACAUUUCUUCCGUUCACUCACUGGAACAUUGAUCCUUAUUUAUCCAGAAGACUGAUCAUCAUAUGGGUUUUGGUGAUGUAUAUUGGCCAGGUGGCCAAGGACAUCUUGAAGUGGCCUCGUCCCCUCUCCCCACCUGUGGUAAAGCUGGAGAAAAGGGUGAUUGAUGAGUACGGAAUGCCGUCCACCCACGCCAUGGCGGCCACGGCCAUAUCCUUCACCCUCCUCAUCUCUACUAUGGACAGAUACCAGUAUCCCUUUGCUUUGGGACUGCUGAUGGCUGUGGUGUUUUCCACCUUGGUGUGUCUCAGCAGACUGUACACCGGGAUGCACACGGUGCUGGACGUGCUGGGUGGCGUCCUGGUCACUGCGGUCUUCAUCGUCCUCACCUACCCCGCCUGGACCCUUAUCGACCGCCUGGACUCGGCCAGCCCCCUGCUCCCCGUGUGCGCCAUCGUGGUGUCCUUCUUCCUGUGUUACAACUACCCCGCGUCUGACUGCUACAGCCCAACCAGGGCGGACACCACCACCAUUCUGGCCGCAGGGGCGGGGGUGACCCUCGGGUUCUGGGUCAAUCACUUCUUCCAGCUCGCGUCUGCGCCCACCGAGUCUCUCCCUGUCGUUCGGGACAUCCCGCCGCUCACCACCGACAUGUUGGUCUUGGGCCUGACCAAAUUUACCGUGGGCAUCGUGUUGAUCCUUCUAGUGCGCCAGCUAGUGCAAAACCUCUCCCUGCAAGUGCUGUACUCGUGGUUCAAGGUGGUCACCAGGAACAAGGAGGCCAGGCGGAGACUAGAGAUCGAAGUGCCUUACAAGUUCGUCACCUACACGUCCGUGGGCCUCUGUGCUACAACCUUUGUGCCAAUGCUGCACAGGUUUUUGGGGUUGCCCUGAACCUCAAAGGAGUUGGAAUCUAGCCCCCUGGACAAGGGAGCCCGAACAGGAAUGGGGCGGGGUGGGCAAGCUUUGACAAUACAUUUUUCUUAAAAAAAAAAAAAAAA